CAGGACACCAACAAUUAUCACAAGAAUAACUGAGAGGCUAUUCAAUUACACUUCAGCAAAAGCACUGUGUAGCAGUCACAAUGGCACAAUUCUCUCUGAAGCGUCGUUCCACGAUGGGUGCUCAAUGGGCUUGACAGACCGUAACAGAGUGGCGUGGAGAGGAUUACCUCUCAAGAAUAACAAGGCGUUGACUACAAAUGCUGUCCCAGUAGACCUGUCCCAACUUUUUCAUGUAGUGUGCGAGAUACCCUGCCUUCCUCGACAAAAUGAUCAAAUGGAGUCUAAAACAAUGGCUGAUGAUAUCUCUUGUCGAUAUGAUGUUCUCAACUGCAGUGUACCAGACAUACCAUUUGGUAUGAGUAAUGCUUCACUCGUUCAAUAUGGUGCUACUGUUCAGUUUACAUGUCAGCAUACAUACUUUCUGUGGGGAAGUUCAUCAGCUACAUGCAACGGUGAUGGUACAUUGAGCUCAGUGCCGAUAUGUUAUACAUGCAAAGCAUCCACUGCUGACUUCACAACAGGACUGAGCGGCUACACACAAGCUACUAGCAUUGAUCAAUUUGACUGGACGAGAAAACAAGGAACAACAGGAAGUCACAACACAGGUCCCUCGUCAGAUCGUUCAUAUGCGUCUGGUAAGUGA
This is a messenger RNA of Sycon ciliatum, 643 nucleotides long. Its product is annotated as MAM and LDL-receptor class A domain-containing protein 2-like. Lineage: Eukaryota; Metazoa; Porifera; Calcarea; Leucosolenida; Sycettidae. The record is from RefSeq and is a predicted model, not a curated record. The transcript has 4 exons. The coding region runs from base 125 to 643 and encodes 172 amino acids.